Messenger RNA from Astyanax mexicanus (Mexican tetra), 1426 nucleotides. Its product is annotated as olfactory receptor 52J3-like. Gene Ontology annotation, biological process: G protein-coupled receptor signaling pathway. The record is from RefSeq and is a predicted model, not a curated record. Gene Ontology annotation, cellular component: membrane. The transcript has a single exon. Gene Ontology annotation, molecular function: olfactory receptor activity; G protein-coupled receptor activity. Lineage: Eukaryota; Metazoa; Chordata; Actinopteri; Characiformes; Acestrorhamphidae. The coding region runs from base 79 to 1023 and encodes 314 amino acids.
CAGUACUGUAGACCAUAUAAUUUACCAGCUCUACAUUUUUUAUUUAAUCUAGACUAGUUAAUCAUACAUAAAUACAUAAUGCAAGCGAGAGAUUAUAAUAUUUCUGUGCUUUUGCGCUUGGAGUCACUUGACAUUCCUCAGACUGGCAUUUUACCCACCCUAAUCAUGGCGGUUGUGUCCUACUGCUUCAUCCUCACCUGCAACCUCACCAUUUUACUGGCCAUUGCUCUGGAUCACAACCUCCACAAGCCAAUGUAUAUUCUCCUUUUUAAUUUGUCCAUCAAUGAUUUAAUGGGAGCAACAGCUUUUUUUCCACAGCUUAUUAACAGCAUCCACCUGCAGCACCGGAACAUCUCGUACCCAGCCUGUGUGUUCCAGGCGCUGACGGUGCACCUGUACUGUGCUGGAGCUUUAACCAUCCUUACAGUCAUGGCCUACGAUCGCUAUGUGGCUAUCUGCCGGCCACUGCAUUAUCACACCAUCAUGACCCCCAGCACCCUAAUUAAGAUGAUUGUGGGGAUAUGGGUGACUGAUUUGGUGUUAGUUGGGACUUUGUUCCUCUUGCUCACCCCAUUCAGCUUAUGUCAAACUUUUAUUUCUGACGUGUACUGUAACAACCCUUCCAUUAUGAAAUUGAUCUGUGACAACACCACUGUGAAUAAUUUCUAUGGGCUAUCUCUGUCUGUGUUUCUUCAGGGGGUGUCCAGUAUUGCGGUCGUGUUCACCUACAUACAGAUUCUAAAAACCUGUCUGCACAAUAAGCAGUCCAACACCAAAAGCAAGGCCAUCCGAACCUGUGCGACCCACCUGGUGGUGUUUACAGUGUUUCAAGUCACUACAAUUUUCACAAUUAUGUCUCACAGAUUCAGUCAGGUGUCCCCCUAUCUGCGGAGAUCUGUGGGAAGCUCCUUUUUAAUUUUUCCUCCCAUUCUAAAUCCACUCAUAUAUGGCCUCAGCACCAAAGAAAUACGAGGUAAAGUGAUGUUUCUCUUCAACAGAAACAAAAUCAACUUCAAAAAGUGAGCACAGAAUAAGAGUGGGUAAAACCUAUAGCUGUAUUAACAUUGUAAAACAAAAAAUACAUUGACUGUAUUUUUACUUAAUUUUAAACAAUUGCUUUUAUACAAUUUAUUUAUUUAGAGUUGAGUUAAGUUUGCCACACAAUGAAUUUGUAUAGAGUAAUAAAUAUAUAAAUGUAUAUAGGACAAAUAUAUAAAAAUGUCUAUGUGUUCGGGGUGGGAUGGGGGGUGGUAAAAGGAUUGUUAGAUGAAAGACUGGGCAUCCCAUAUGAGAGUAGACUGUUUUACACUCAAUCCUGCACUUUAAAAAAAAUAACAUUGUGAAACGUACAGUAACCUACCCUGGUAUUGUUGUAAGGAUACAUCGGCACUUGAAGUAUAAAAUUAAAUAACUUUGAAAUAUUGUA